UGAGCCACGACGGGAACUCCUGGCUCUUUGUCGUGUCUGGCCUGGCUUGCAUCUCUCUGCGCCCAUCCACCCAUGCCCCGUGGGUGUGGGUGUGGACGUGUAUUUCUGUGUUUCUGUGUUUUCAGCGUGUCUCUCCGUGUCUUCCCACUCUUUGUCCCUGCCUGUGCGUGAUAUGCAAGCAGCCCUGUUUCAUGCUUUCUCCCUGUCCCCCUCUGUCUCUUCCCCUUUGUGAGACGUGUGUGUGUGUGUGUGUGUGUUUAGUGUGUGUUGUGUGUGUGUCCGUGCACGUCUCUCUCUGCCUGAUCGCCUCCGUCUUGGUCUCUGUCUCUCUCUGUCUCUCUCUGUCUCUGCCUCUGUGAGAGCCGAGCCUGUCCGGCAGAGCAGCGGAUGUGUGAGGGAUGAUUCAGUGGCUGACAGGAAGCCCGCCGCCUUGCCUGCUGCCCGCCAGUGUCUGUGGCGUUGGCAUCGGCUCCGGCAGGUGUGUGGGCUCAGGAUGAGGUGGCCGCAGUGAGGAGCGCCUGGCUCUCAGCCCUGCAGGUAGAGUGGCCAGGAGUGGACAUGGGCCCAGAGACAGAGCUGCUGUGGCCGGGGGCGGCCCUGCUGCUGCUGGUGGGGGCCGCGGCCGGCCUGUGUGUCCGCUGCUCCCGCCCAGGUGCAAAGAGGUCUGAGAAAAUCUACGAGCAGAGGAGCCUGGAGAAUCAGCAGAGCUUUGCAGUGGCCCGGACCUACACCUUGGUCAGGGAGGCCUGGCCAGAGCCCCUGAUGGACACGGCCUCCAAUGUGACAUCAACAAGGAAGGACAAGCUGCUGCAGUUCUCCCCCAGCCUUGAGGAUCCCGACUCCUCCAGGUACCAGUACUUCAGCAAAGGAAGCAGACCCAGAUCAGAUGCAGUCUACAUAGACCCCUUGGCGACCGAGGAUUAUUACAACUGGGGGCAGUCCCAGAAGCCCUCGGAAGAUGACGAUGACACCAAUUCCUAUGAGAAUGUGCUCAUCUGUAAGCCACCGAAAAUCGAAUCAGGGGACGAGGGGUCUGAGGAUUAUCAGAACUCGGCAUCCAUCCAGCAGUGGAGGGAGUCCAAGAGAGUCGUGGAGCCUGUCACGAGGGAAGCACCACCCUCCCCGGGAGGAAGCCCAGACGAGGAGCCCGAUUACGUGAACGGCGACGUGGCGGCCACCAAAGCCUAAGGCACACCUGGAGGAAGGAGCCCAGGAACCAUUUAUCAUCACCCCCCCAGGAUCCCUUCUCCAGAGCUGCUCAACUUCUAGACUCUCCCCAGCUGUUCCUGGAGGACCACCCAUCAGGCCACCGGGCACCCAGCCCAGGAGCAGACACUUGCCCAGGAAUGGCCCUCUGACCAGCUCCCGUGGGCGGGGCAGGAGCCUGGCACCCAGGGCAGCUCCCACGGUGGUAUGAUGCCCAGGACUUUAGGCGGUAGCAUCUCCUUAACCACACUUAAAAUGUACUACAUGGGUGUUUGUGUCCUUUUUUGCUUUGGAUCUUGAUCCCAAAAUUGCUUACUAAUGUCAGUUGCUGGGAUUUUUUCGUGAUGGAUAAGCUUGUACAGUUAACUUAUAGAGGUGGGACUGUAUGCAACGCUCUGCGCCUCUGGGCAGAGGUCUGUGUCUAUCUGGUCUCCUACAAGCAUUACAGGUACUAAACGUCAGCAGUUAGGGGAGUCCUGUGUGCCCUUCUUUGUUGACUGAUUUCGAGACGCGGCCCUGAGCCAUCCUGAUGACCCUUGGGUGGGAGCGUCUGCUGUGGACGGAGAGCGUGUCGGUUCUGGAGAAAGGCAGGCAGACCCGAGUGGCCCUGAGUGACGUCACCUGGAUGCCCUAAAUCCUCAGCUGAUGGGGCAGAAACGUGACUGUCUCAUGUGAAGGGCAGGGGCCCACGUCAGAAACACGAGUCAAAAUGCCUCAUCCAACCAAAAAUGUCUCAAUAAACUGUUCCAGUUUAAGAGCAGUGA
Molecule: messenger RNA, 1970 nt
Organism: Phacochoerus africanus (Common warthog)
Lineage: Eukaryota; Metazoa; Chordata; Mammalia; Artiodactyla; Suidae
Gene: LAT2
Product: linker for activation of T cells family member 2
Exons: 13
Coding region: 559-1188 (209 amino acids)
Biological process (GO): B cell receptor signaling pathway; calcium-mediated signaling; B cell activation
Cellular component (GO): plasma membrane
Source: RefSeq, a predicted model, not a curated record